This is a messenger RNA of Panonychus citri (citrus red mite), 2070 nucleotides long. Its product is annotated as TATA box-binding protein-like 1. Bases 450 to 1076 code for a protein of 208 amino acids. NCBI's taxonomy places the organism in Eukaryota, Metazoa, Arthropoda, Arachnida, Trombidiformes, Tetranychidae. Gene Ontology annotation, biological process: DNA-templated transcription initiation. Gene Ontology annotation, molecular function: DNA binding; general transcription initiation factor activity. The transcript is spliced from 3 exons. The record is from RefSeq and is a predicted model, not a curated record.
CUUUAAUUGAGAUUUAAUUGUCAUCGGAUUAAAAACUAGAUUAUCCCUCGAUUGUUUACAAUUGUGUUUAAUUGUUAAGCCAGUAACCAUAUUAAACAGUUUCUCGGUCUCUAGUUACCUCAUAACUGAGGGAAUAGUUAUUCGGAUAACUAGAAACUGAACCGAGAGAGUGUGUGUGUAGAGGACCAUUUUUCUCUUUACUCAUUCUUUUUUUUUCAUUCUCUUAGUAGUAGUGUCUCUCCUUUUUUUUUCUCAGUCUUUCACCUCUCUCCUUUUCAUCAUCAUCAUCAUCACCAUCACCAUCUCUUCUUUUUUUUCUUCUUUUUUUUCUUAUAUUCUCUUUUUUCUCUUCCUCUGUGUGUGUCUAUUUCUCUUGCCUUCUUUUUUUUCCUCCUCUUCUUCUUCUUCUUCUCUCACGGAUUCACAUACAUUAUUGUUACUAGUGUACAAUGGGACAAGAUGGAGAAGCUCAAAAAAAUAAUAGUCAAGAAGAGGAAGAAAUACCUGAAGUAGACAUUCAUAUAACCAAUGUUGUUUGUAAUUUUAAAACUCGUUGUCAUCUUAAUCUCAGGCAAAUCGCCACAAACGGAGCAAAUGUUGUCUAUAAAAGAGAACAAGGAAUGGUCUUGAUGAAACUAAGAGACCCAGCAGUAACUGCCAGUAUAUGGUCAUCAGGAAAGAUAACUGUGACAGGAGCUACCUCUGAUGAAGAAGCCAAAAAAGGAGCAAGAAGAGUUGCCCGUGUUUUACAAAAUUUAGGAUUCAAAGUAAAAUUCUCAGCUUACCGCGUUGUCAAUGUACUCGGUACUGUCUUAUUACCUUUUGGAAUCAAGAUAUCUCAAUUCACCGAACAAAAUAGAACCCUUUGCAGUUAUGAACCAGAAUUACAUCCAGGAGCUACUUACAAAUUUAAGGAAGUAAAGGCCACCCUUAAAAUAUUUCAAACAGGAGCAAUAACUAUCACCGCACCUAAUAUUUUGUCGGUUCAACAUGCCGUUGAACAUAUAUACCCUUUAGUUUACGAAUUUAAGAAAGAUAAACCACCAAUUCAUGGGGUACAUCCAUUGAUACAUUAACACAAACAAAAACAAAAACAAAAAAACAAGAGAAAAAAAAGACAAAAGUGAAAAUUAAUUGGAAGGCUUUCUGAUUUCAUUGUUUUCCGACUAAACUUAUUUAAAGUUUUAUUUUAUCAUUAUUACUGGACCAUUAAGACUCUUUUUUUUGAUUGAGCUUUUUUUUCUUGUCAACUGUUGGAAAUGGAUGGAAAAAGAUGAAUAAGAAAGGAGAAGGAAGAAGAAGAAAGAAGAAGUGACUAUGUGGAGAAGCGAAUUUAAGAAAUGAUAGAGAAAUAUGAUUCCAGGGUUAACACCUGAUUGUCAGAUUCGCUCAUUGGGAAGAAAGAGGCGGUGGUGGAGAGGAUAAGAGAAAGAGAACUUUUUUGUGAACCAACUUACCAUCAUUAUUCUGGACCAUUUGGAUUCUUAACUACGACUGAGCUUCUCUCUUGGUGUUAAUUGUUUAUCAACUUGGAACAUAAAUUGCUGAUCUACUACUAAUAAUCAAACCUGAUCUGGUUUCCAUUGGAUCGACAUAAAUCAAGAGAUCCCAUGACAAGCUGAUUUCCUUUACUUGGUGUCUCUCUCCCUCUCUUGCUCUCUCUCUCUCUUCUCUCUUUCUCCUUCUCUCUUCCAUUUCUGUUCCUUGUUUUGUUUUUUCCAAAGAGAAAAAAGUUUUCUCUCUUUUUCUCGAACUUCUUCUCUAUGAACACACAUGACCGACCAGCUUCAAGGCGUGUUAAUCGAUAUGUUGAACAUAUUUAAAUCAAUUGUGGCCUAACGAUAACGGAAACAUCGAGGAGAGAAACAGACACCAGGAUUUUGUGAUAAUCUCUUUCAGUCCUGACAAACAAACACACACACACACACUCUUCUAGUUGUACUUAACUCUGAUUCUACAAACAUUUCAACAAGAAAAAGGAAAAAGAAACAACAAUAACGAGUGAUUUAUAAAUAGAAUCAAAAUGCAAAUGAAAUUGAUGAAAAAAAUAAACCAUAAAUUAUCUUCCAA